AUGAUUAUUUUACGAAUAGCAUCUCAAAUGGAAAAUGAUAUACAUAGAAGUUCAAUGUCAAAACUCUCGCCAGAUAUAUCAUCAUCGCCAUUUCAUUCAUUUCGGAAUAAGCUAUCCAAUGAAAAUCUUCAAUUUCAAUAUGCGCCCGAACCUUCAUCAUCUGAGACUCUGCCACAAACAAGAGUCCAUCAUGAAAAACCUGAAUCAUUAUGGAGAACGAAAUUGACAAUGAAAACAUUACUUUCGAUGGCAAAUAGAGAUGAAGCUCAAGCAUUAAAAGAUAAAAAACCUGUCGAUUAUCAUAUGUUUCUUAGUAAUAAAUUCAAUAAAAAUUCUCUACUUCAAUACGAUGAUCAUAUUGAUAAGAAAUUUAUUGCUCAUACUAAACCAACCAUUGCACAACAAUACAAUGAACAAGAAAAUCGAAAAUUAUAUAAACGUCUAUUGAAUACAAUGGGAUUACGUAAACCAGUAACCAUAAAACAAUCUGAACAGAUACCAAUAAAAACCAAACGUAGAACUAAGACAAAACCAGCAGUUAAUGUUCCAAAAAAGAUUGUUCUCUCAUCCGAUGAUUCUACUCAAUGUUUAACUCGUGAUGAAUUUGAAAAGCCUAUACUUAUUAAUUAUCAAGCAGUACCAAUCUCCGUGUUAAAUAAAUGUAUAAAUUUCGAUAUUCUUGCCGCAUCGACUGAAAUAAAUAAGUAUAAUAGACCAUUUUACACAAAAACUUGGCUCUGUCGACGUUUAACAUCAACGAUGAGUAAUCAUACAAGUGCGAAUGUUAGUCGAAGCAAAGAAAUCGACGAAAAAAUAAGUUCACUGGCCGAAAGUUUUCAUUCAACAACUGAUUCAAUGAAUAGACUUCAACAAACAUGUGCGAAUUUAUUAUUGGAUAGUACAAAACAUUAUCAGUUGGAUGCAUUGAAUCGUCUCGAUACUAUUGAAAAACAAGUUGAAGAUUUCAAAAAGAAUUAG
Messenger RNA from Rotaria socialis, 978 nucleotides. NCBI's taxonomy places the organism in Eukaryota, Metazoa, Rotifera, Eurotatoria, Philodinida, Philodinidae. The record is from the annotation of a GenBank genome assembly.